Messenger RNA from Metarhizium album ARSEF 1941, 870 nucleotides. RefSeq lists its product as uncharacterized. The coding region runs from base 1 to 870 and encodes 289 amino acids. Lineage: Eukaryota; Fungi; Ascomycota; Sordariomycetes; Hypocreales; Clavicipitaceae. The record is from RefSeq and is a predicted model, not a curated record. The transcript is spliced from 2 exons.
AUGGUCAAAACCUACAUUCCCCUCCCGAACUGGUCGACGGCACCGCCGCCAGACGGGCCGCUCCAUCUCGGCCACGUCCUGAAGUCCUUGAAGCCAGGCGACUUCACCGCGCCGAUGAACCGCAAGACCCGCGUGGACAUUGACGCCGAGGACCUGCAGCCCGUCGACGCCAAGAGUGGCUUCCGCAUGGCGCGCAAGGAGCUGCUGGGCGGCAACUUUGGCAUAUGGGCGCAGCUGGCGAGCGUGUUUGGCGUCGGCGUCGAGGGCGCGCUGACGUAUGAGCGCGGCGCCGACGACGUGCUGACGGUGGAAAAGCUGGAAACUAUGACGUUCAUCCCAACCGCCGCCUACGUCCAACAGACCCUCGCCUCCCCGCCCGUGCAGCUGUACUUGUCCAUGAGGGAGAGAGCCAGGUCCGUGUACUUGAUCACCGGCCUCAAGGUCGCACGCGGCGUGUCGCUGGAGAGCCAGCGGUCCUCGACCAAGGGCGCGAGACUCAAGCUCGCCUUCGCCCACCCGGGGCUGCCGGUCGAUGGCGGGCCGGAGGUGGGCGCUGUGCGCACGCGCGAGCAAGGGCUUUCGUUUGGGGCGUCGAGUGAUUUCAUCAUUGCCGCGCGCGUGGACAAGAUCACCGUCGACAAGAAGAGCGGUGGGGAGGCCAAGAGCGAGUUGUACUUCAGGGGGGCGACGAUGGAGGGCGUGGGAGAGAUGAGGGAAGAAGAGCGCCCGGCGUAUAGAGUCCAAGACGUAAGUCAAGACGAGCUCGCAGAGCUGUCUGCGGCUUUCCAUAGCAGGACACCACUUCGUCGUCGGGACGAUGGCAAUGACGGCCAAGAGACGUGGAUGGUUCCGGCGGGUUUGGAGGACUAG